This is a messenger RNA of Rhopalosiphum maidis (corn leaf aphid), 2036 nucleotides long. RefSeq lists its product as uncharacterized. The coding region runs from base 1 to 1980 and encodes 659 amino acids. The transcript has 2 exons. Gene Ontology annotation, cellular component: membrane. NCBI's taxonomy places the organism in Eukaryota, Metazoa, Arthropoda, Insecta, Hemiptera, Aphididae. The record is from RefSeq and is a predicted model, not a curated record. Gene Ontology annotation, molecular function: ligand-gated monoatomic ion channel activity.
AUGAAACGUAGUGCCGCUGCAGUGAUGGCGGCGGUCGCGUUAUUGCAGGCGGCCGGCGGUCUGUCGAUGCGACGCCGGCUGCGGGACCUGGCGCUAGACGACGAGGCUCACCGGACCCGACUUGCCCGUCUGGCCGGGUCCGUUAACAAGAUAAUCGACGAGUACCUGGGCACUAGGUCGGUAGUGAUGUUCGCGGACGAGGUGAGCCGCAGCGAUCUGGGCCAGCGGCUGCUGGUCGACAUGGGCCACCCCAGGCUGCUGGUGCAGUCGUCGGCGGCCACAGACGCGCGGCUGGCCAACGGGCUGGUCGUGUACCUGCAACGCGGCCAGGCCCGGCACCGGGACGGCCGGUCCACAGAUUACGAUACGGUGCUGGGCCGGCUGCCGUCCAGCGAUCACUCGCGGCACAUGGUGCUGUGGGACGGCGCACGGGGGCCGGGCGACCGCGUCGAUCUGCACCGCAUCCAGAUGCUGUUCGAGGCGUUCUGGCACCAUCAGCUCGUCGACGUGGCCGUCCUGGUGCCAAUGUACACCGGCAGCAUACGCGUGUAUGCGUUCAACCCGUACACCGGGUCACGGUGCAACGGAGCUGGUCCGCCGAUCAUGGUGAACGUCUGGAGCAGCUCGGCGGACGCUUUCAUCAGGGCCGACAGAGUGUUCGGCAUGGACAACAAGCUGAAAGACUUGCACAAAUGUCCGUUGAAAUGCUUGGGCAUACACAGGCCACCCGUGUCAACGGUAGUACAAACUGAGAAAGGCUUCCAACUUUCGGGGUCAGGUUUGCGCAUCAUCAAUUUCAUGCAGGAGUAUAUGAACUUCACCGGUAUCGUGACCAUGGCCAUAGGACAUUCGGGGGUGCAUUUCAUCUCCGAGACAGCCUUAUCGGACAACGAUAGUUCACCGGUGAGCGUGAAGGUGAAACAUAGAAAGGCGGACUUGGCGUUCGGUCGAUUCACGAGAAUUUUCGACAGCGAAUCCGACGUGGAAUUUAUCAAGGAAGACCAGAUGGAUUGUUUCACGUGGGGCUUGCCCAGCGGAAUUGGUCACGAUCCGACGCUGUGGAUCAACUACGUGGCGGAAUUUUCACUAGUCAUCUGGAUAUUAAUCAUACUGAGCAUAGUAUUGGCGUUCGGCGUAGUCGUCGCACUCUCGCAGCUCACGUCCACGCUGCAACGGCCGGCGGAUACGGUCCCGUGGAGUCCGUUAUUCAUUCUGUUCUACACGUACGGUACGUUCAUCGGCGCUCCCAUAAAAGUCACCCCCAAAUCGUGCGCACUACAAGUGUUCCUGUCCAACUGGUUGCUGUACUGUCUGGUGGUGACGAGCGCGUACCAGGCGUAUUUGGGUAGUCUUAUAACUAUACCACAAACGACGCCCGAAAUCAACGAUCAGCGUACGUUAUUGAGGACCAGCUUGAACUUAGUAGGCAGACAAGAUAUGUACUAUUUGAUCAACUCGUCGGCAGGCUCUAGCAACGAUUUCAGAGAGUUGGUCGAUCGCUAUCAGAUACUACCUCCCGAAGACUUCGGCCACUUCAUCCAGAGGAUAUUAUUGAAAAGAGACACAGCCGUCCUGGCAUCCAAACGUGAACUGAUAUUUUACGCGCAAAGGUACAAGACCAUAUUUAACGACUCGAGACACCUACACGUCUUGCCUACAUGCACAAUCGAAUCAUACUCGUCGACAUUUAUGCUGCGAAAGGGAUCGCCGUUUCGGCAUAGAAUUAGCACCAUUAUGUCACGACUUUCAGAAACGGGAAUUAUGCAGCAAUGGGACAGGGAAAACCUUAAAGAAGAACUGGUGCACAAUAUUGUGUUUACCGAAGACACGAUUCUUUCUAUGUCACAAUCUUUAGGGGCAUUUGUGGUUUUAUUUUUUGGUUUGUUUUUGGGCUUCUGUGCGUUUAUUGGCGAAAUUGUUGUGUUCCUUAUAAAUACAUUUUACAUAAGGCAUACAAAACAAUUCGUGUUCAUAAACUAACUAAAAAACAUAACAAACUAGAUUAAUCCUACAAUGAAUAACAACAUGUUUGAAAU